AUGAGAAUCAGUGAGACAGCUUCAAAUGCUCGACAAAGUCAAGAAAAGAUACUGGUGGUUCAGUCAGUUGCAACGACAACAUUCAUAUUGAGUUUUGAAAUCACUUCAUAUUUCAACGAUUUGUUCUAUACUGAAUAUAUGUCGUUGGCUGAAUUGGAUCGAAGAAUAAUAUCCUAUUCUCGUUCUUCGCUGGUUACACUCACUUGCUUCUUCAUUUAUUUCAUCGGAACUCCAGGAAUCCGAAAGAUAUUAUUGGAAAAAAUGAGAACUUCUACUGGAAACCGGAAGAAUACAACUACUAUUGUGGCUGCGAGGUUUUCGAAUAAUAGAAUCCCGAUUGUGUACAUUUAUAUAAUGAUUGCUUGUAAUGCAGGUGUUUGUCUCGUAGAGUUUUAUAGUGAUAUAUUCCCGUAUUUUAUAAGUAAAAAAGCAUACAAAUGGAUCUACAAAAACCUUGGAGAAUAUCUGACUCUAUUCGAUUACCAUGUCUAUACAUAUCCUUUACUCCUGACAGUUCUCAUGAUUAUUGAACGAAUAUAUGCAAUCUUUUUCCCGUUUGGACGGGCGUUUGCUGAUCGAAAACUUUGGCUCUAUUGCUUCACAUUGGCGGUAACUCGUGUAACUCUGUUCUCUUUUAUCCGUUACCUAACUCAGAUUGUUUUGUUGGCACUUCUUCUGAUUCCAUUUUUCUCUGGAUGUGCUGUAAAUUACUCAUUUUACACUUUUGACUAUUCCACAGAAUGUGAUCCAGAUGGCCAUUUCAUAACAUAUAUUUUCGAUACAUACACUGGCUUGAUUCCAGUUGUCUGCUUAAUUCUUAACUUUUUACUGAUACUUUACAUAUCUCUGAGGAGGAGAAAAUUCCAGAAUCCAGCAGAUAGAAAGUUGAAUGCACGUCAGAGUCAUGAGAAAACUUUAUUGAUUCAGUCGAUAUCAUCAACUACUUUUCUCUUGAUUUAUGAAAUUACAGAGGUGGCAACUGAUAUUUUUAGUGAACAAUACGAAGCACUUCCCGAAUUCACACGUCGAAUGAUCUACUACGCAAGAGCAGGUUCCGUUGCUCUUACUUGUUUCUUCAUUUACUUUGUUGGAACUUCCUCUAUCCGUCGGAUAAUUAUUGCAAAAGUUCUAAAAAUCAUGAAAAAAGAGAAGAAAGUGCCUAGAAUGAUGGGUGAUCAUACUCCAAAACGAAAGAUGUCCGGCGAUGCUGAUGAACCUCUUCCAAAACGAAUCGGGUUCAGUCACAAAAAAGAAAGCGACAUGUGGGAGUACGUUCUGUCUCUCAUUUGCAUUCGAGAACCAAAUGUACUGAUUGUACUGAACAGUCAUGUGCGGGACUCGUUAUAUCUGUGGGAAGAAAUGAAAAGAGAAACGGAGACUGUUUUGAGUGCUCAAGAAUUAUACGAUUUGUUUCACAAAUCUAUGCUUCCUAACAUUGCAAAAGCCGAUCUCUCUGUUCAGGCCAAGGCAUGUUUGUACUAUUCUCUCAAAGUCAAACUUGAUCCCGAUUUUCUGAAAAUCUUGGAAAAUGUAGCACAUGUUCAAGUGAGUGAGGAUUCAAAACUUACCGGGUUUCGUAAGAAGUCCACGGGAGACGAUAGUGAUGCAUGCUCUACCAGCCGAAAUCCAAAUGAUUUUUGGUACAGUGUCUGGGAUGACAAAGUUUAUUGCGAAGAAGACUCUGAUGAUGAUGAAGAAUAUAAUGAACCUAAAAGAACUCACACAGCCGAACUGGUCCGGCUGGUAGAGCCAAUCGAUGAUGAGCCUGAUGUAUCUAUAUUGCAGGUUUCUAGACCAAUCGCUGAAAGGAUCAUGGUUCCAGUCGAUGCAAUUGAAGUUGACGGUGUUGGGACUGUUGAUAAAAAAUCAAAGAAGAAAAAUGAAGCUUCAUUGGGCAUCGAUCAAACAGAAUCUACAGACGAUAUGCAGUGUGUUGGCAAUGUGAAAAACAUAGGAACAUCUGCUCUUCCGGAACCUGCAACCCGUUCCAGAGCAUCCAGAAACUUGUUUAAUAGUUCUCAGGGCAAAGUAUCCGAAAGUUCAUCAGACAGCAGAUAUAACGACGAAGAAGACACCAGUGAUGAAAUCGAGUUUUUGGGUACAGUGAACCCAACACCGAAACAUGGUAGAGCCUCAAGAUCUGAUAAACAACAUUCGAUGUAUGUCAAACAAAAAGCGGAUCAGCAAACUGCGUCUCAAAAAAUGGCUGAUUACAAGAACCCUAACCGUUUGGUUUCUUCCUUCAUGUCAUUGCAGUCAGCAUUUGCUUCGGCUUUGAAACGAAUUGAUGUUCUAGAAAAAAAUGCAGCAGAGGCGAAAGUGAAAUCAACAAUUGACUCUGAUCUUGUGGCGGAACUGCAACAGCGUGUAAUCGCCGCUGAAAAAGUUGUCGAGGACAUAAAAUACAAUCAACGCAUUCAUAAAACACCACCGAGUGAUGUUGUAGACGUUGAACUUGCCGCGGCGUCAUCAGUAUCAGCAGUUUUCGAGUUCAACCCGGUUCCUUUUCAUAUCAAUUCGAAAAAUGUCCCAGUUCUCGAGAGUGAAGUCUCUAUCGGUGCACAGAAAAACGAUGAAAAUCAAGAAAGCUUCAUAGCUGACACCUCAUCACCAUCGGUCAUUCAAACCGAACCGUGCUCUUCGAACCAAACUCAGAAUACUGUCAAGCCAAAAAACAUCAAAAAAGUUGUAACCAACAUGAAGAAGAAAGAAAAACGUUGUUCUUCAAGACAGCUCAAGUCGACGAAGAAAACAACACAAAAAACUGCGAAAAAUUAUACACAAAUUCAGCAAAAAGCUAAUUCAGUCGCCCACGUAAAGGAAAUUAAAAAUUUGGACGGAUUCUUGAGUGUCCCUCUGGAUAUCCCGAGAAGACAGUCGAAAACACCGAUAAGAUACGGAAUCCUAUAA
Caenorhabditis remanei is the source of this 2910-nucleotide messenger RNA. RefSeq lists its product as uncharacterized. The record is from RefSeq and is a predicted model, not a curated record. The transcript has 17 exons. Bases 1 to 2910 code for a protein of 969 amino acids. Lineage: Eukaryota; Metazoa; Nematoda; Chromadorea; Rhabditida; Rhabditidae.